Messenger RNA from Suillus fuscotomentosus, 575 nucleotides. RefSeq lists its product as uncharacterized. Lineage: Eukaryota; Fungi; Basidiomycota; Agaricomycetes; Boletales; Suillaceae. The transcript is spliced from 3 exons. The record is from RefSeq and is a predicted model, not a curated record. The coding region runs from base 58 to 300 and encodes 80 amino acids.
GGAUCAUACACUGCAAGGAUUUUGGGAUCUCGAUUCACUCAACAGCCGCAGGGUUAAAUGUACUUGCCGAGCUUCCUCGCUACGGUGGCAAGAGACCUACUAGUACUGUUCCUCUUUGGUCUCAGCUUCUCAGGCUAUGUCGCACUUAUCCGACCAGGUAAACGUUGUCAGCCAUCGAGGUCACCAAGGCUCUCUGUCUUGAACAAGACGACUGUGUGCCUAUCACCGAGGCUGUUGGCCGAGUACAAGGAAAGGGAUAACUCUCAAAUUGAUGUAUACUCAGACUGGUCACGAGUCUAGGAUAACUCCACUAUCUCAACAUCAGGCCGCCUUCCAUGAACUAGACUAACACUUACCUGCUUUCGGCGGUCACCUUCCUUUCCGAGCUCGGGAUCACAGACCAGCCUGUCUUCGGACUUAUCGCUGAUGACGCACUUGGCGCAAUUACUAUGGUGUGGAAGACAAAUAAUCAAAUCUAUGUCAUGGAACGUGAUGUCCAACACUAUGAUAUCAGAGACCCUCUUCAGGCACUACAGUUCAUGUCUAUUCUGCCGCGCCUCGCGCGCCAUGACCUG